This is a messenger RNA of Sphaerodactylus townsendi, 1260 nucleotides long. It is a transcript of the gene SNRPB2, whose product is annotated as small nuclear ribonucleoprotein polypeptide B2. The record is from RefSeq and is a predicted model, not a curated record. Gene Ontology annotation, cellular component: U1 snRNP. Gene Ontology annotation, molecular function: U1 snRNA binding. Lineage: Eukaryota; Metazoa; Chordata; Lepidosauria; Squamata; Sphaerodactylidae. Gene Ontology annotation, biological process: mRNA splicing, via spliceosome. The transcript is spliced from 8 exons. The coding region runs from base 280 to 960 and encodes 226 amino acids.
UAUCGGAAGUUAAAGCCGUCUCCAGGACGACCAUUGGGCGGAUCCUCACCCAAUUGGCCGCAUAUGAAUAUAUAGUAAUGGAGACGCUCUGGCCAAGGCAUCUUUGUGGUGAAAGCUCGUUUUUCUCGGGGAAAAGGGACCACGGAAUUCAGUUUAAAUCCCGGAAGUGCCUCUCUAGGAUCAAAUUGUCAGCAGGAAGCGGAAGCGGGGGAGGCGGAGUAAGCGCGUGGAGCUGAAGUCGCUCUUGUCGCGUAAGGGUGGCCUAAAACCAAUUUGAAGAUGGACAUACGGCCAAACCACACGCUUUACAUCAACAACGUUAAUGACAAAAUUAAGAAGGAAGAACUGAAAAGGUCUUUAUAUGCGCUGUUUUCCCAGUUUGGCCACGUUGUGGACAUCGUGGCUAUGAAGACGAUGAAGAUGCGAGGACAGGCCUUUGUGAUAUUCAAGGAGCUUGGGUCAUCCACCAAUGCCCUGAGGCAGCUGCAGGGCUUUCCAUUUUAUGGCAAGCCAAUGCGCAUUCAAUAUGCAAAAACUGACUCCGAUCUCAUUUCGAAAAUGCGCGGGACGUUCGCCGACAAAGAGAAGAGGAAAGAGAAAAAGAAGACAAAGUUGCUGGAACAGUCCGCAAACGCAGCAAACAAGAAGCCCAAUCAGGGAGCAAACCAGAAUUCAGCGAACGCCCAAGCCAACUCUUCGCAGAACCAACAGGUGCCUGAUAAUCCACCCAACUACAUCCUUUUCCUGAACAAUUUGCCAGAGGAGACCAACGAGAUGAUGCUGUCCAUGCUGUUCAAUCAGUUCCCUGGUUUCAAAGAAGUCCGACUGGUUCCCGGCAGACACGACAUUGCAUUUGUGGAGUUUGAAAACGACGGCCAGGCGGGUGCGGCACGGGAUGCCCUCCAAGGCUUUAAAAUCACUCCCUCCCAUGCCAUGAAAAUCACUUACGCCAAGAAGUAAAUCGGAAGGAUUGGCUGGUGCCCUUUUUUUGAACACGGCAUCAGCAUUUUGGUAAAUGGAAGGCGUGGUUUCUCCAGUUUAAGGUGAAAUCGUUUGGAUCGUUCAGAGGGACGUCCGUGAAGAGUCUUGUACAUACUUUCACAGGAAGCCUAGCUACUUGUGCUGAAUUUGUUUUUUUUCUGGUUCAUAUUCAAGUUUAUAUUGUGACUUUCUUCAUAGCGCCGCAGGUUCCCUACCCCUGCUUUAGGCAGUGUUGUCUGUCGAAGAAUAAAGCUGUGUUAAUUUCUUUUUAAAAAAUGA